AAAAAAAACGUGACCACGUCGGGCAACGUAGCAGACCAACGGUCCAAAGUGACACAGGCAGGUUGAACGUGUCGUUUUUCUGGUGAAUUUUCCACCUCGCGAACACCUGAUCUCAGGAACGCGGAUCGCGUCUCUGCGUGGGACGGACCGGAAAUGCGAACGGACGCGGGAGGAUGAGUUCGGGACUCGGGUCGUUUUGAGGGGAAGAUGUGCUCCGAGAGUGGAAGCAGCGCGGAGCUCCAGCCCGCCUGUAAGUUGGGUUUGUGACCGAGGAGUGUGUCUGGUGUCGCGGGGACACAAGUGGAGGUGAAACAUGUCGAAGCGAGCCGCUGUUUGCUAUCAGAGUGUCAAACAUGUCCCCUCAGCCCCGGAGCCUCCUCUCCUCCUGGAGCUGAAGACCAGGCGCCCCCCGUCCCUCCUGGACCUGGCGGGAUGUGAGACCUGGAGCGUGGACUUCUCCCCGGACGGAGCUUGGUUCGCCUGGUCGAUGGGACACGGGAUCGUGUGGGUGGUCGCCUGGCCCCUCGACUCCGAAGAGGGUCAGGAUGGAGAGACCGACAGAGGGGACAAGAGCUUCAGCUGCGGUCACCCGGUGUGGGGACUCGCCUUCGGACCCAGGCCUCCCAAAUCGGCUCAUCUGGCUAAAACGGCAUCAAAAGGGAAAAACAUCCUUCUUCUGGCCACCGGCCUGGAGAAUGGGGUGAUCAAGAUCUGGAACGUGUUGACAGGCAGUGCUGUGUUUGAUCUGCAUGGACACGAGGGAGUGGUCAGGGACCUGGUUUUUCCUCAGAACGGGUCCCUGACGCUCAUAUCGUCCUCUCGGGACAAGACUUUGAGGAUCUGGGACUUGGCUCACAAAGGUAAAAAGGUUCAGGUUCUUUCUGGCCAUAAAGACUGGAUCAGCUGCUGCAGCGUCUCGUCUGACUGCAGCAUGAUCGCGUCCGUCGGAAGGUUUGACAGAAUGGUGUGUCUGUGGAGUCUCCGCUCGUAUACGUUCAUCAGGAACCUGAUGGGGGCGAACCAGAAGCAGUUGUGUCUCCUGUCCUCCUGUGACUUCUCUCCGGACGGGGCGGUCCUGGCCACGGCGGCCUUCAGCGGCUCCAGCUGGUGGAUUGACCUCUGGGACCCGUACACCGCGGAGAAACUGGCCACGCUGGCAGACUACUUCGACGACUACGGGCAAAACCAGAUCUCAGCGAUACAGUUCUCCCCCAACGGGCUGCAUUUAGCCAUUGUGACUGAUGACAGAGCUCUGAGGGUCUGGGAGCCUGGAGAGAGACGCAUGACGAUGCAGACAAAGCGGGGCCGGGACUCUAACGGACUCUGCUGCAACUACCAUCCACAAGGGGGCGUGAUAGCUACCGGAACCAGGGACGGCCACGUGAGGUUCUGGAGGCCUCCCAGGACCGUGCCCAGCUUGUGCCACCUGUGUAGAUCCACUCUGCGCCACUCCGUGUCCACGCACCAGAUGGAGGCACUGCCGCUCCCCCGGAGGAUCCUGGAGUACCUCACCUACAGAAACAUCCCAGAACGCCUCAGAGCCUGCUGCUCCUCAGACGAAGAGGACUGGGAGAGUUAACGAACCUGCUGCUGUUUUUCUACUCUAACAAAAUGCCUCUUCUGUUUCUAAUGAAGGACGUUCACUAACGGGCAGGAAACCAGCUAGCUUUGUAAUCCGCUUUCGACGCACUAAGGAUUCAUUUAUUGCACUACCACUUUAACGAGGCACACACUCACAUUUAGGACUUGAAUAAUGCAAUUUUAUACACUAAUUUAUUCUGUAAAUAGGUGUAUAUAAUUUCUGAUUUGUGUUCAUUUUAAGCGCAGGUACAGUUUUGCUUUAUUUGCACUUGUUAACAUUCAAUAAUAGAAACUGGACUUCUAUUUAAAAAGGUUUUAUUAAACAGAUAAACACACAUUUA
Molecule: messenger RNA, 1922 nt
Organism: Nothobranchius furzeri (turquoise killifish)
Lineage: Eukaryota; Metazoa; Chordata; Actinopteri; Cyprinodontiformes; Nothobranchiidae
Gene: wsb2
Product: WD repeat and SOCS box containing 2
Biological process (GO): intracellular signal transduction; protein polyubiquitination
Molecular function (GO): protein binding
Source: RefSeq, a predicted model, not a curated record